This is a messenger RNA of Lepisosteus oculatus (spotted gar), 1905 nucleotides long. Lineage: Eukaryota; Metazoa; Chordata; Actinopteri; Semionotiformes; Lepisosteidae. The record is from RefSeq and is a predicted model, not a curated record.
UGGUUUUUGUCUUCCAAUCUAGGAAAUGAAAUUCUUUGAGCUUGCACAUGAUUUGAACAGUUGCAUUUCCAGAAUCACAGAGGUUGUUUUGAGAAAAACUGACAUUUUAAUAUGCGGAGGCAAGUUUCGUGAUUGUGUGCAGAAUAAACGGUGCUUUUAAAAGUGCAUUUUUUUCACGCGACUCGAGAUUGUUUUCGAUUUGGUUUUCACUUAGCUGUGCAGCUCUCAGGCUCCAAAGUUCAAUCGACAGACAGCCACACUUCAGAAAUCAUGAUAUCUGUCAUUCACUUCCCCGUGUUUCAAGUAUUAUAGCGUCAGUGCUGUGAGAUUCAUGGUACUACCCUGAGUGUGUCUAGCUAAACAUACUGAAACAAAUGCCAAAUAUCGGAAGAGCAAAAGCACAAAAAUGCAAAAGCCCGAAACUGGAUGUUCAGUUCCUGCGGAGGUUCUGUGGGAUCCAGAAAAUCCUCUUCCCUUCCUGCUCAUCCCCGAAUGUGUUGAUGUUUGGGACACUUCUGUUAGUGACCCUUUUUGAACAGCUCAUCAUUUACCAGGUUGGAGUCCUCCCAAGCAAGUACUACAAGACUCUAUCUGACAAGGACUUAGAAGGCUUUAAGAGCCUGUCGGUGGUCGCUGUCUUUUUAAUUGUAUUGAACUCCACGCUGAAGAGUCUGGACCAGUACAUCUCUAGCCUGAUGUAUGUGAGCUGGCGGAAGAGCCUGACAGAGUGCCUGCACCGGGACUACUUCCAGGGCAGAGUGUACUACACCCUGAAUGUGCUGCGCAAGGACAUCGACAACCCAGACCAGCGAAUCAGUCAAGACACUGAGAGGUUCUGUAAGCAGAUGAGCACCAUGGCAAGCAGGCUGAUCAUCUCUCCCUUCACUCUGGCCUAUUACACCUACCAGUGCUUUCACAGCACUGGCUGGGUGGGCCCUGUGAGUAUUUUUGGGUAUUUUGUCAUUGGGACCAUUGUGAAUAAAGUGCUAAUGGGCCCCAUUGUGUCAACUUUGGUGGAGCAGGAAAAACUGGAAGGAGACUUUAGGUUCAAGCACAUGCAGAUCCGAGUCAAUGCAGAGUCUGCAGCCUUCUACAGGGCAGGUAAGGUGGAGCACAUGAGGACUGACAGGAGACUGCAGAGCCUCCUGCACACCCAGAGGAGCCUGAUGAACAAAGAGUUUUGGCUUUACAUUGGAGUGAACACCUUUGACUACCUGGGAAGCAUCCUCAGCUACACGAUAGUUGCCAUUCCCAUAUUCACAGGGGUGUACGACACCCUGACGCCAGGGGAGCUGAGCGCUCUCAUCAGCAAGAAUGCCUUUGUCUCCAUUUACUUGAUAAAUGGCUUCAGCCAGCUGAUAGACCUGUCUACCACAGUGUCUGAUGUGGCUGGAUACACUCACAGGAUUGGUGAGCUGAGGGAGGUGAUGGAGGACAUCAUUUGGAAGCAGUGUGACUACGAUCCAGCUUCAGGGGAGUGCUUUGACUUUGACAACAACAUGGAUCCACCAGCUGCUUCCUCAGACACAGCGUUCGUUCUUGAUCGGUUGUCGUACAAAUCACCUUACUCUGACGAGCUGUUGGUGAGAGACCUCAGCCUGAAGGUCACUCAGGGCAAUAGCCUGCUGGUGGUGGGGAAUACAGGCACUGGGAAGACCUCCUUACUGCGGGUCCUCAACAGGCUGUGGGAGUCCUCUAGUGGCUACCUUCAGAUGAAUGCAUGUUUUGGGCCCCAUGGGAUACUUUUUCUACCUCAGAAGCCCUACCUGACAGAUGGAACCCUGAGGGAGCAGGUCAUCUAUCCUUUGAAGAAGAUAUACCCUGUGACAGGUUUGUAUGAUUUUGUAUUAUAUGUGUGUGAACGGAAUGUAUAUAAUAAUUGCUUAUUAUUCUGAUCAAAAUAGU